This is a messenger RNA of Racocetra fulgida, 241 nucleotides long. Lineage: Eukaryota; Fungi; Glomeromycota; Glomeromycetes; Diversisporales; Gigasporaceae. The record is from the annotation of a GenBank genome assembly.
AUGCCAUUUAACUCAUAUUGUAUACCAACACAAUUCGGUCUACUUCAAUUUCAAACCAAUCAAUAUAGUUCAAAUGCUUUACCAACUAUGGCUGAUUUACUAAAAGAAAUAGAUGAAAAAAAAAAAACUAAUAAUUUUUAUCAAAAUUUGUUAAAUGAAUUUGAAUUGCAACAAAUUUCAGUAAGACACCUAAGCAAAUUGUCAGACGAAGAAUUUAAACAAUGUGGAGUAAAUACUAUUG